UGUGUCACUAUGGUUUCUUGAAGUGUUGUCGUUAACUUUAUUUGUUUUGUGUGAAAAAAGUGUUUUUCAACUAUGGCUGACUUAAGUGUUGAUAUAUCAAAGUUGCCUGACGAGAUAAGAGAUAAAUUAGCCGAGUUGGACUUGGAGUUAUCUGAAGGUGAUAUCACACAAAAGGGAUAUGAGAAAAAGCGGACAAGACUUCUCACUCCGUACAUUCCUCAACAACAGCCCCAAGCAGGUAGCCAGCCACCUCGAGGUCCUCGCGGUGAAGGCGGAUGCAGUCGACAGCAUACCAGGAACAGACGGACUCAUCGUCGUGUCACGCACAAUGAGAAGAGAUACCAUUCAGAAGUGAGGCAGGAGGCAGUACAGCAAGCGCUCGCCGAAAUGCAGAACCGGCCAAAGCCCUCGCUGCCGAUGCCUUCGAAGCGGACGUCAAUGAUGGCUAAAAGCCCCGACAGAGAGCGUCAUGACCUCUCAUCGAGUUCAGACGAAGAUUCGUGCGCAGGUGAGUCAGAGCUGCCUCCUCCACCGGAGUUAGGCUCGCCUCCAGCACGUCGGCCCGCUGCUCCUCACCCCAGGGUGCAUCCCCACCCGCUGCCACAACCCCAUCAAAGGGAGAAGAAACACGCACCCAGGGAGAGGACUGAGAUAGACUUGUCAGAAAUCACACACCUACCGCCAUACGUAACCCACACCUCGUCCGGCGGCCGCAGAGGGGGUGUCACGCUGAUAGCUGACCGAGUGCAGUGCUACUCGCAGCCCGAGGACACCGGAACUGGCACAGGAAGGUGGAAGGUCUCAGCCAAAAUUCAGCAAUUACUAAACACCCUGAAGCGGCCAAAACGCCGCCCACUGCCGGAGUUCUACGAAGACGAUGACAUAGAACUGGAGAUCGCUGCAAACCCUAAAGACCCAAAUGCGCCGAAACCAGAGGGCGGCACUAUGACGCCCGCGGUUGGGGAGCAACUGGUGGUCCCUGCUGGUUUACCCAGGAAUCUUGAAGGAGCUUUACAGAGAUACGGCACAGCAUCAUUCAAAGCUAAUGUCGCCACGGUCCUAGAUCCCAAUGGGAAACUUAGUAAUUCACUGACUUAUGGUAAACUCCUAAGCCGCUCGCUCAAAAUAGCACACGCAUUGCUCAACAAAACCUUCACAUCUAAGACUAGCAGUGGUGGUCCAUUGACUGGUGAUAGUUCCAUCAAACCUGGCGACAGGGUCGCUUUGGUCUAUCCCAACAAUGAUCCGAUCAACUUCAUGUGCGCUUUCUACGGGUGCCUCCAAGCUGGGGUGGUACCUGUGCCUAUAGAAGUGCCCUUAACCAGACGCGACGCAGGCUUACAACAAGUAGGGUUCUUGUUGGGCUCAUGUGGAAUACAGUACGCUCUCACUUCGGAAGCGUGCAUGAAAGGACUACCGAAAACGUCUUCGGGUGAUGUGGUCUCAUUCCGUGGGUGGCCGUCCCUGCAAUGGGUGUCCACCGAAAAGUUGCAAAGACCUCCCCGUGACUGGAUUCCUCCGCCGCGCCCCGCUGAAGACAGCCCCGCUCACAUCGAGCACACAUCCGCAGCUGAUGGAUCCGCCAUGGGUGUUAUUGUUACCAGAUCCGCAAUGCUAGCCCAUUGUCGUAUGCUAUCUGUAGCAUGCAACUACACAGAGGGCGAGCACAUGGUUUGUGUACUGGAUUUUAAGCGAGAGACGGGAUUAUGGCACGCCGUACUGGCCAGCGUACUCAACGGGAUGCACGUGAUAUUCAUACCUUACGCACUGAUGAAAGUAAGCCCAGCGUCCUGGAUGCAUAUGAUCACCAAAUACAGAGCAUCAAUUGCAAUCGUGAAGUCCCGUGACCUUCAUUGGGGUUUGCUAGCAACCCGCGACCAUAAGGAGAUCUCGCUAGGUUCGCUCAGGAUGCUGUUGGUCGCCGACGGUGCUAACCCGUGGUCUUUGUCAUCAUGUGACCAGUUUCUGUCCGUAUUCCAAACUAAAGGUGUCCGUGGCGAUGCGAUCUGCCCCUGCGCUUGUAGUAGUGAAUCUCUGACGGUCUGCGUAAGGCGCGCCGGUCGCGGCGGUUCCUCUGCUGGACGCGGUGUUCUCUCAAUGUCAGGCCUAUCUUAUGGUGUAGUGAGAGUUGACGCUGAAAACUCCCUAACAUCACUUACAUUGCAAGACUGCGGACAAGUAAUGCCUUCAUGCGUCAUAGUAGUAGUGAAAAUGGAGGGUCCUGCCUUCCUAUGUAAGACGGAUGAGGUGGGUGAAAUCUGUGUGCUCUCUGGUGCCACUGGUUCAGGAUAUUGGGGCCUUCCGGGUCUGACCAAUACAGUAUUCAGAGUUAGGCCUUUGGAUUCUGAUGGUGAGCCAAUAGGCGAAGAACAUUACGUUAGAAGCGGUUUGCUUGGUUUUUUGGGACCGGGCGGUUUGGUGUUUGUAUGUGGAUCCCGGGAUGGUUUGAUGACAGUAACAGGACGCAAACACAAUAUGGAUGAUAUAAUCGCUACGGUUCUAGCGGUGGAACCUAUGAAGUUUAUAUACAGGGGACGUAUAGCUGUGUUCUCAGUAAGGGUACUCCGUGAUGAGAGGAUCUGCAUUGUGGCAGAACAAAGGCCCGAUUGUGGGGAAGAAGAAUCAUUCCAAUGGAUGUCACGCGUGCUUCAAGCGGUCGAUUCGAUCCACCAAGUGGGCAUCUACUGUCUUGCUCUCGUUCAGCCAAACUAUUUACCCAAAACUCCACUGGGGGGUAUACAUUUGAGCGAGUGCAAAAGACGAUUCUUAGAAGGCACAUUGCAUCCGGCGAAUGUGCUUAUGUGUCCUCACACAUGUGUUACCAACCUACCAAAACCAAGGGAGAUACAUUCCGGUACUGUAAUCGUAAUUAGGAAUUAUUAUUUAGAGCUGAGCGAAUCGCGAGCUGUGCGCAUUGUUACAGUCAAACUUUUUUGUACUAUACAUAACAUACUUUUGUUUCUAGAUGUGGGUCCAGCCUCUGUAAUUGUUGGUAACCUGGUGCAGGGCAACCGCUUGGCUUCCGCUCAGGGUCGCGAUAUGGGAUACACGGAUGACUCUGAUGCCGCUAGAAAAUAUCAGUUUAUAUCCCAAAUUUUACGGUGGCGAGCUCAAAGCACGUCGGAUCACGUCAUAUUUACAUUGCUCAACUCAAAAGGGACCGUUUCCAAAGUGCUCACAUGUGCCGAACUACACAAAAAAGCUGAAAGAAUUGGCAACUUGCUCCUAGAGAAGGGACGAGUAAAUACUGGAGAUCACGUCGCCUUAAUAUUCCCUCCCGGCCUUGAUCUCAUAUGUGCGUUCUAUGGUUGUCUGUACGUCGGUGCAGUGCCAGUUACCAUCCGUCCUCCUCACCCACAGAACCUGCAUACCACGCUUCCGACAGUCAAAAUGAUCGUUGACGUGAGCAAAGCUACACUAAUUCUCUCGAAUCAAUCUGUGAUAAAGCUACUCCGUUCCAAAGAGGCAAGUAAUGUGCUAGACAGCAAAGCGUGGCCCAUCACGCUAGAUACUGACGAUAUGCCUAAGAAAAAAUUGCCUAUUCUUUAUAGAGCACCCACAGCAGAAAUGCUCGCAUAUCUAGACUUCAGCGUAUCCACUACUGGUAUGCUCGCAGGCAUAAAGAUGUCACAUGCGGCAGUCACUUCACUCUGCCGUUCCAUGAAGAUAGCGUGUGAACUUUACCCAUCUCGCCAUAUUGCUCUUUGCCUGGACCCAUACUGUGGCCUAGGGUUCGCCUUGUGGUGCUUAAGCAGCAUUUAUUCCGGCCACCAUUCUAUCCUAAUUCCACCCUCUGAAGUAGAAAUCAAUCCGGGGUUGUGGCUUAGUGCCGUCUCUCAGUAUAAAGUUCGUGACACGUUCUGUUCUUAUGGAGUAAUGGAACUGUGCACUAAAGGUUUAGGCAGCUCUGUCAAUCAGCUCAAAUCGAAAGGCAUCAACUUAGCCUGCGUGAGAACUUGUGUAGUCGUCGCCGAAGAGCGACCUCGUAUAAACUUGUCAAAUUCGUUUUCUAAGUUGUUCUCGGCUCUUGGUCUAAGCCCAAGAGCCGUUUCCACAUCUUUUGGAUGUCGCGUGAACAUUGCUAUUUGCCUACAAGGCGCUUCUAGUCCCGAACCAUCUACGGUAUACGUUGAUCUUCGUGCAUUGCGGAACGAUCGCGUCUCGCUGGUCGAACGCGGCAGCCCUCAUUCACUUUGCCUAAUGGAAUCAGGGAAGCUUCUGCCCGGAGUAAAAGUCAUAACGGCCAAUCCUGAAACAAAGGGUCAAUGUGGAGACUCACAUCUGGGAGAGAUAUGGGUGCAGUCACCUCAUAAUGCGAGCGGAUAUUUCACUAUAUACGGUGACGAGAGUGACUACGCUGACCAUUUUAGUGCUCAAUUAGUUACGGGAAACACAGGGGAGGUGUACGCAAGAACGGGUUAUCUCGGGUUUUUGAGGAGGACUGAGAUAAGUACGACGGCUUCGAGUAGUGACGACACGUCGCUGAUGUUGCGAGACAGUGAUACUGAAUCGCUGGCAUCUGCUUGCGGUAGCACUAGUGGGCUGUGUGGCGGUGACACGCACGAUACACAUGACGCAGUGUUCGUGGUAGGGGCACUCGAUGAGACCAUCAUGCUGCGCGGCAUGAGAUACCAUCCCAUUGAUAUUGAGAAUUCAGUGAUGAGGUGCCACAAGAAAAUCGCAGAAUGCGCCGUUUUCACUUGGACGAAUUUACUAGUGGUGGUUGUAGAGUUGGACGGUAACGACAGCGAAGCCCUCAACUUAGUACCACUUGUCACCAAUACGGUUUUGGAGGAACACCACCUAAUCGUUGGCGUGGUCGUCGUGGUGGAUCCGGGCGUCGUGCCAAUCAACUCUCGUGGUGAGAAACAACGUAUGCACCUCCGCGACGGUUUCCUAUCAGACCAAAUAGAUGCCAUUUAUAUAGCUUACAACAUGUAAUCAGGUUUUGAACUAGCGCACAAUAUCUAACGUGACCCGUGGACAUGGAAUGUACAGUCGUCAGCAAUAACUGAAGGCACAGUUGGCCUUUGUUCACAUAUUAAACCGUAAUCGCUGACUGUACAAAGUAGAUCUCAAUUAAAUGUAGUACAGAUCGAGUAAAACAGUGUGCUGCACUAAACACGAAUGUUUUAUAUUGUAGGGUCAGUAUAUACUUUCUAGUUAUUAGUCAUCAUCGAUUAAUUUGUAUCUUUAAUCUAUAUAUUUCCAAUGCUAUAUAAUCUCCAUGCGUGUGAUCAUAAUAUACACGCGCAGAUACAUUCGAGACGAACAGUUGGAAAUAGUUUUAAGACUGUGAAAGCUAAUAUUUUAUUUCUAAGCGUAAUAUAGACAUCGUUUUCUAAUCGAAAUUAAUCUGCACAUUUUGACUCGUUCCACAAUUGAGACAAGACUGACUUAAGAAUCAAGGUAUAUUGAUUUAACAUUAAGGACCCAUGUUUCAAAAUUAGCAUGUGGAUGGGUCGGUCAGUUCGCGUUAGACAUUGACAAAGGAGAUCACCAAAAUGUUUAGUAUUUUACACUAAUUAUAACUAUUAUAAUAAAUAUGAAGAUUAUGUAACAUUUCCGUAAAAUGAAAACGCACAGAUAUAUUUCAAUAUUUAAUCGGCCGACUUAACUGGGCACCACGCUUAGUUCGUUAAAUCACGCCCUCGUUUUCUAAUCUGAAUAUUUAAAUUUCCAUAUGCUUCUAUGAGGAAAUGUAUAAUUAAAAUAUUUUCUGGCUACAAAACCUAAAUUAAAGAAAGUUAAUGUGACUUUUGCAAUGACUGCUGUUGGAUUAUUAUUUUUAUUACAUAAUCAGUAAUAUAUACCAACUUGAAUUUGAAUAGGAUUAAAUAAAGUAUAGAAUUCGCGCCGAUGCGGUGAUCGAGGUCCGUGAGUUAACUGAAAUAAAUACAUUAAAUAACCAUUUUUUUUUCUAUUUAAUUUGCUAUUCUACAUAUUAAUUUCAUAGGUAUACAGUAUACAAUUAUUAAUGAGAUUUACUAUAAUUUGGCGUUUUACUUGAUAACUUUAUUUUCUUACGUCUACAUUAAUUUAGUGUCAAAUCAUUAGUCACAUUGCUAUAUGAUCACAGUAAUCUCUUGGCUUCGGCCCGUCGACGAAGUAUAACGUGUUUUAUAAUAUAAAUCAAGUAAUUUCUAUGCUAGUAUAUAUAAAUGUAUUACAUCGGUAAUUUAAUAUAGUGUUAGUGUUUAUAAUUAUCGGUGAUUAAUGGUAUGCAUUUAAUGUCUUAGUUUUUGUUCCAUACGGUCGACAAUAAAUAUUGGGCAGGCUCCGUUCACUGAUCUAUGUGUGUGUAAUAUGCCAAUAGUGAUCUUGAAUGUAUUCUAUUUGACGGGAACGUCUUAUUGAACGCGUAGGUCAAACAUUCUUAUGUUCUUACAUUGAUUAUUGUUUUAAAUAAAAUCCCACCACGAACGAAUAGACGUUCAUAAUCUUAUAUCUAUUAAUAAAAAAGAAUAUAACGGUUUAAAAAAAACCACAUACCCCGCCUUGCUCUCGUAGAGUAGUCAGAAAUUAAAGAUCGCCAGUUGUUCAACAGAUCCAUUCUACUCGGUGUAUUCAUCGUAUGUAUUAUUAUCAACAAUUUUUAUUCAUACUGGAAAAGAAAUAUGUCAAUGCCAAUUACAAUAGUUUAUUUGAGAUCAGUGCUCAAAAAAAUUGUUUGAUCAGAAAAACAAAACAAAUAUUUAUCUUUAAAAAUGUUCACUUUUACGUUAAAAUGCACUUAAAUUAAUUUUGAUCAUGCGAGUCUCUACUAUGUCUCUACACGCUUACAAUACUAGGCUUACCUCAAAAUCUCAGUUCCUGUUAACAUUUUUCACUUUUCACAUUAAGCAGUUAUCGUGAUCACAACAAAGGAGGUGGUCAUAACCUCAUUUGUUAUUUGUUUGUUCCUCAUCCCUUGAUAAUAAAUCGCAAGAUAUUGCUAGUGUUGCGGUAUAGACCGUAAGACUAAUAAUGUCUAUUUUUUACUGUUAAUAUUUUUGAUAUUCACAUUUAGACAUGAUGAUACACAUUUCCGAAUAAUAAUUUAAAAUGUUAUCAUGUGACAAUCAUGCAAGUUGGCUUUAUAAACAAUUCAAAUCAACACAAUUAUAGUGAGGGUAUAGUGGUUUUCGAAAAUGUACAAAGUAAAUGAGAUGAAAAAAUGACAUAGACACAGAAUAUCACCUCACGAUACAGGAGUAAUUCUCUUGUGUGUCAUCUAUAUGUAAUAAAAAGUUAUUCUCCAGCGUACUUGUUUCAAAAUGGAUGAUACGAUUUUUGGAAUAACUAAUACCAGUAUGGACCUUCAUAAUGUCAUUUUGCAUGAUGUCUAUGUUUUUAUUUCUAACUAAAAAUUUGGGAGGUAAGUAUGCGGUUACAAGCAGCAGGUACUCGAAAGGUAGGUAGGUAAGCGAUCACAAUGUUAUAAUAUUUUAGUGAUUAGCAAAAUUCUCCGUCGAGACUUCUAGGUCUUUUCUAUUGAUAUAUUUGUGCUAAAUAAAUAAAAUUGCUGCAAAAUGUUCAACGAUAUCGACUUGUACUAAAUAGGCAGUAAUUCUAAUUAUUAUAAUGGUAACACUUAAUAUAAAUGCUACAUUUUUAAAAUGUUAAUUUUUAUUAGGUUAUUGCUUUAUACUGCCAUAUUAAAAAGUAUUUGAAAAAUACAAAAUUAACUAUCUACAUUGAUUCAUGGUAAUAAGUGUAACUAAAUAUGAUUUGACCAUGUUUAUUGUUGUGUAAAAUAUUUGCUUUGACAUUUAGGUAGUGACAUUUUAUUUCAAUAUUAUAAUCCUUAUUUACAGACGUAGUUAAUAAUUUUAUUGUGUUACAUCUUGGAUAAUUAUAUUUAAUGAAUACAUACUAGUAGUCCAAAUCAUAAAAUACAUGGCAGGAUUGUUUUCUUUUUGCUUGAAAGUUGGGAAAUGUAUCUAUAGUCAAAUUAUUGAGUAUUUGUCAGGAUUCUUUACCUCGUCAGCUAGUGUCAAUUACAACUUUGUUGAUACAGCCUUAAUUAAAAAAUAUAAUUUUUUCCAGUACAUCUAUACGAGAUCUUGUAAUAUUAAUUAAUAUUACAAGAUCUCGUGUGAUCGACAGUGUGUAUAAAUAUUAUCUAUGCUGUAAUAUUCAUUUAUUGUAUUUUCACAAGUAGCUCAAAAAAUAUAUUAAAAGUAUAAUAUGUUAAUAUAAUUUACAAGUAUAUUAAAAGCAAAAACUUGCCAAAAAGUUACUAAAGUCAUAGAGAGGCAAGUACAUUAUGAAAACAAGUAAUAUAUAGUAUCAGUGUAACUUAAUAAAUUGCAGUCAUAUCUAAAUUGGUGAUUCAUCGUUUGAUGAUGUAUCAACUUGAUACGUCAUCACACAAAUAUACUCAAUAAUUCGGUAAUAGAUAAUUUGCCAUCGGUAUCACUUAUAUAUUAUUGGGAUAAAAAGAAUAUGUACAACGUAAUUGGUUAGUCGGAAUUAUAUCGAUCGAAUAUCAGUGAAUCGAUUUCAUUUGGUACUGUGAUUUUAUGUUAAAUGCCACCAAUCAUAUUUUUUCUUUGUAUUUCGGGCACAGAUUAUAUUGAUAUUGUUUAAAUAUAUUUAAUUUUAUGAAUUAAUGAUAUAUAACCGAUUACGAUGUACUUGGUGCAUAUUGAAAUGUAUUGAAAUAAGUAAUAUACAAACAUUAUGAAUUCGAUACAUAGUGCGAGUUCAACGCUUAUAUUAUAUGAUUUCAUUCCAAUAAGCUUAUUAAUUACAAUUACAAUAGGCGUAAAGAAAUUAUCUGAUUAAAUUUAUUUGUCAACUAUUUAGAUUCUAUUAUUUUAUUGAUAGUAUUUCUUUUUGUAAUUAUUUAUUGCUAAAUUGUAAAUAUAUUUUUUGUUAUUUAAUUUUACGUUAAAUGAUUUCUGUAUUCUAGCUUUUAAAAUGUUGUUUUGACUAUAAUGAAUAAAUAAGAAAUGUAUUGACUAGCUGAUUUUUGUACUAAAUCAGAGAAUCCUUUAGUUUGCGAAAUAUAACCUAUAUAAUUUUCGUGGUUAUUACAAAGUGUAGUCAUGUUAAUGAAUAAGUGUAAAAGUAGAUAACUCAGUUCAAUGAACAAACUUAUAUUAAUUUGUAAUAUUUCAUUAUUGUAACUUAGCAUAUUGGUUUUGUAAAGUUGGCAGUAAACAACUUGAAUAAAAUUUAUAAUCACUCUUGCACAGAUGCCGAUAUUGUUACUGGGCAGGUUACGUGCCAU
Achroia grisella is the source of this 9217-nucleotide messenger RNA. It is a transcript of the gene DIP2, whose product is annotated as disco-interacting protein 2. The record is from RefSeq and is a predicted model, not a curated record. The transcript has 17 exons. Lineage: Eukaryota; Metazoa; Arthropoda; Insecta; Lepidoptera; Pyralidae. Bases 73 to 4941 code for a protein of 1622 amino acids.